AUGGCCGACUUUGGCGCCCAGGCGCUCAUCAUGGCGGCUCUGCACGAGCUGUUUCCCGGGGACGGCUACGUGGGCGAGGAGGACGCAGAGACGCUGCGCAAGGAUGAUGCGCUGGCGAAGACGGUGUUUGAGCUUGUGCGGGAGAUUGGGGACGAGUUUGCCAAGCAUGAGGCGGUUAAUGCUGAUGAGGAUCUGGGCGUGAGGAGCUUGCCGGGCGUCAAGUCGCAGGCUGAGAUGCUGGAUUUGUUGGAUUUGGCUGGGCGGGGGACGCCGGGGCAUAAGGGGAGGUAUUGGGUCAUGGAUCCUGUUGAUGGCACGGCUACGUUUCUCAAGGGCCAGCAGUACGCCAUCUCGCUGGCGCUGGUGGAGGACGGCAAGGAAGUGCUGAGCGUCGUGUGCUAUCCGAACCUCAGCCUCGACGACGGCGUGGUGGCCGAGACGGGCGUGGACACUUCCGGCUGCGGCGUCAUGCUGUCGACCAUCCGCGGCGAGGGCACCGAGUACCGCAAGCUGUCGACGGAGUACUCCCUCGGGCCAUCCAGAAAGCUAGACCGCUUCCCUACGCCGAAGAGUCUCUCUUCCCUGCGCCUCGUGGACUGUCUGGCCAGCAAGUCGUCUCGUCUGGACAUUGCCGAGGCUCUAGCGAAACAACUCGGUGCGCUGCCCUUCCCCGGCAUCGAUCUGUGGUCUUCGCACGUGCGGUACGGAGCGCUGAUGCUCGGCGAGGGAGAGGACGGGAAGCACAUCAUGAUUCGCGUGCCCGUUGGUGCUCGCGGCGAUCCUUCUCGUGCGUACGUCUGGGAUCAUGCCGGCUCGCAGCUGCUUUACACGGAGAUGGGCGGUAAAGUGACGGAUUUGGAGGGCAAGGACAUUGAUUUCGGGGCGGGCAGGACGUUGGCGGCUAAUUGGGGGCUUGUGGCUGCCCCGGAGAGUGUUCACGGGGAGAUUUUGAGAUUGGUUAGGGAGUUGAUUGCCAAGGAUUCAAACUAA
Molecule: messenger RNA, 990 nt
Organism: Trichoderma harzianum CBS 226.95
Lineage: Eukaryota; Fungi; Ascomycota; Sordariomycetes; Hypocreales; Hypocreaceae
Exons: 1
Coding region: 1-990 (329 amino acids)
Biological process (GO): sulfate assimilation
Molecular function (GO): 3'(2'),5'-bisphosphate nucleotidase activity
Source: RefSeq, a predicted model, not a curated record